Carassius gibelio (silver crucian carp) is the source of this 3389-nucleotide messenger RNA. It is a transcript of the gene pip5kl1, whose product is annotated as phosphatidylinositol-4-phosphate 5-kinase-like 1. The transcript is spliced from 11 exons. Gene Ontology annotation, biological process: phosphatidylinositol metabolic process. NCBI's taxonomy places the organism in Eukaryota, Metazoa, Chordata, Actinopteri, Cypriniformes, Cyprinidae. The coding region runs from base 1511 to 2917 and encodes 468 amino acids. Gene Ontology annotation, molecular function: phosphatidylinositol kinase activity. The record is from RefSeq and is a predicted model, not a curated record.
UGCUAACUGACAAGCUGCGCAAAUCCAAGCUGGCACCCCUAAUUUACAUGUGUGAAUUUAAUUACUUUAAUUUGUUGUAAUGAGUUUGCUGCAGCUGCUUUUUCCCAAGUUCUGUUUGGCAGUUGAGAGAGAAGAGUUAACAGUGCAUCCUCAGGCAACAAAGAGGAUCGUUUGGGCAACCACUAACUCUUGACCCAUGCUCUCAUUUACUGUCAAGCUUAGAUAAAUUUAUUAAAUUUAAUGUCAAAUUGUAGAUUUAGAUUUAGAACAUUUUUGUAUUUAUUUAUAUAUGAGACCCAGCUGUAGGGUUUUUGUCUCUGUAGUGGACAAUAUUUAGUGAAUUUCUCAUAAUGAAGAAACUGGCGAGAUCCAAUGAGCGUUUGAUACACUUCAAAGCUAACUUUUUAAUUGUUACUAUAGCUACAGAGGAAGGGGAUACAUAUCGCAGAUGAAUUGUUUGAAUUUGGAUCUGUUCCUCACACCAAGCAUCACAUGGAUAUAGAGAAUUUAAAAAUAAGAUACUUUCAUGAUCAUUUUAUUUAAUGAUUGUGCAUGACAGCAUACUAAUAAAAAUGGUGCUAAAAAUGGCACACUAUUAUAGAUCAGUGUGUGACCCAUGGUAAACCAAAUAAUUUUUACAUGAUAAUGGUUAAAUGAUCUCUCUCUCUCUAUCUUUCUCUCUCUUUUCAUGUAAGGAUUCUGAGAUAAUUUGUGCCAAGAAUAAUAUAAAAUAUAAUACAAUUAUAAUUAAGUGCAGUUUAAUGAAUGAUUUGCUUAAUUCUGAAAUGAUAAUUUUUCAUUCAGUUUUUACUUGCCAUUUCAAAGACUACAUUUUAACAAUACUACACUUCAUUAAAAUGUAUUUGAGCAUUUAAACAUAAUUGUUACAGUGUUGUAUUCAUCUUGUUUAUCGUGGGACAAAUAGUAUGAUGCCAGAUCAUAGCCUGAUUUGGGCCACAUAUCACUGGACUGAUCUGGGCCACACUCUUUCCACCAUCAAUCGCCCCUCAGAUCCACGCCGUGCCGCCACACAUGGCCCAGCUCUGGCUGAAAGGGUACAUGCCAUUGCCGACAGGACGCCAGCAGUGCCAGCUUGGGCCAACUCCGUUUGCUAUGUGUGUAUGAAUAGAGAGCGGAAGAGAGAGAGAAUGUACCAUGUGUAGAACAUUUUAGUUCAAGGUAAAUUGUGAUAUGUGUAAGAUAUCAAUCUACUUUCAACACCUAUAGUUUUGUCUGUUUGUGUCCGCCUAUUAAGCUCUUGGUCGUUUAGGUCCGUGUGUACCGUAUCUAAGCGCAGAGCGGCUGUGUGUGUGUGUGUGUGUGUGUGUGUGUGUGUGUGUGUGUGUGGGAUGGGCCGCUGCAGUAGCGCUGAAGAGAGACCAGACUGGUCGAGCUCGAGCUGCUCAUCCACACACUGCUAGUGUCAUCUCACGCGAGGACAGAGAGAAUGCGCUGACCUCCCCAUCCACGACCCGGCGAAAGGACGAGGACAUGUGUUAGAGGACCCAUAAUGAACCGCACUGAGAUGGAGAUGUCAGGACCAGGUGUGAGCCGAAACAGUCGCACGGUGAAGAGGAGACGGUGGGGAAGACUGAGGCAGCAAUGGAAACUGCUGGGUCUGUUUGAGAUCGAUCAGCAGCAUGAGUUCUACAGUCUCACCUGUAUGAUGAAGGAAGGGCUGUGUGCUGCUGUGCAGAACACCAUUGACAACCCUUUACCUGAUGAGCUGUCAGAGGAUGACUAUACUCUUGAAGUAACUCAAAUCCAUAAGGACUUCAGGAUGGAGACGUAUGCUGGGCCGGUGUUUGCCAGUCUGCGGCGCUCCCUGGGGAUGACAGAGAAGGAAUAUCAGCAGUCCCUCUCGUCAGAAGGCAGCUACCUGCAAUUCAUCAGCAAUUCUAAGAGCAAGGCAGACUUCUUCCUAACUAAUGACAAGCGGUUCUUCUUAAAGACACAGAGUAAAAGAGAAGUGCGAUUUCUCUUGUCUAACCUUCGAAUCUACAUGGAACAUCUGGAGAAGUACCCACACUCUCUGCUUGUCAAAUUUUUAGGUGUUCACAGGAUCAAAAUAGCACAUCAGAGGAUGAAGUAUUUUAUUGUGAUGCAAAGUGUCUUUUACCCUGAUGACAGAAUCACAGCGAGGUAUGAUAUAAAAGGCUGUGAGGUGAGCCGGUGGACAGACCCAGCCCCUGAAGGCAGCCAGAUCAUUGUUGUUUUGAAGGAUCUUAAUUUUGAAGGACAGUUCAUUCAGUUAGACCAGCAACGCCCUUGGCUCCUGCGUCAGGUGGAGAUUGAUACUGCCUUUCUUCAGACCCUCAAUGUGUUGGACUACAGUCUCCUGCUUGCCCAUCAGCCCCUGCACCAGGAUGAACUCAGCCAGAGUCUUUCUUUCGCAACACUCAUCAUGCGUGCCAAAAAAUCCUUCUCUUUCUUCUCCAAACGGCCAUUGGCAGGCAGGUCAGUAAAUGCAACAUCCAGUCCUACACAUGCCACUUCACCAACUGUUCCCGGGACAGUGGCAGAGGAAGACUCCACACUCCUCUCCUCAGAAUUAAAUACAGCACAAGGUCACGUAACAGAAAUGCACAGUGGCAAUUGUUCAACGGACAUCGCAAGUCCUGAGGAAGACAAAAUUGAGCAACAAAGUAGGAUGGGAACAGAGUCAGCCGAUCUACAAACGUUCCACUCCCAGAACAGGAGACUGCUUCCUAACUUCAGAAACCCGCUUCAUGUCAUUGAUGGAUCCGAGCAGCGUUACUUCAUUGGGAUAAUUGAUAUCUUCACUGUUUAUGGUUUCAAAAAGAGGCUUGAGCAUCUGUGGAAAAGACUGAGACACCCACGACAAUCAUUCUCCACAGUCAGUCCUCCAGCUUACUGUCACAGGCUGUGCCAGUGGGUUCAGGACCAUACCAAAUAAAAUGAGAGAGCUUGGAUGACAGAUGGACCACUGUUCGCACCUGACUCAUGCAAACCUCAUUAUGUAAACACUGUGGAAUGGAUCUGAAUGUACAUUUGAGGGUGAAAUUUUUUAUAGCUUUUUGUUUGCUAAUGCAACGACAGACGAUGCUAAUGCAAGUACUCGUUAAAACACUCUAGUUCAUAAAUGCAAAAGUUAAAAGUUGUAUUCAUUUAAAAUGAGAGUAACAGAGCAAUGAUGGUGCAUAGGGAUGAAACCUAUUAUGAAACCAUGAAUAGUAUGAAAAAUACAUCGUUAACAUUUGAUUGCCAGCUGUCCAGACAGAAAAGCUUUUGAGACUUACAACUGUUAAAAAAAACGGGGUCACUUCCUUCCUGCUAUCUGUCACGUUCAGAAACUGUUAUGUGGAACUACACAAGUGGGCAUUCAAAUGCUUUUGCAGUAUAAUAAAAAAUACAUAUUAUGUUUGAUA